Messenger RNA from Vombatus ursinus (common wombat), 2114 nucleotides. RefSeq names its product gap junction protein delta 3 (gene GJD3). The record is from RefSeq and is a predicted model, not a curated record. Gene Ontology annotation, biological process: cell communication. The coding region runs from base 124 to 1023 and encodes 299 amino acids. The transcript is spliced from 2 exons. Gene Ontology annotation, cellular component: connexin complex. Lineage: Eukaryota; Metazoa; Chordata; Mammalia; Diprotodontia; Vombatidae.
UGAAAGAUUGAAAGAGAAAAUGAAAGAGCAAAAAGGUCCCUACCUCCUCCUGGGCUUCUGCAGCCCACUCCUCUGAUCUCCUUAGCCCAGGGAGCUGCAGCUGCCUGGGUGCCCAGUACUGCCAUGGGGGAAUGGGCCUUCCUGGGCUCCCUGCUGGACUCAGUGCAGCUGCAGUCUCCCCUGGUGGGCCGCCUGUGGCUGGUGGUUAUGCUGAUUUUCCGAAUCCUGGUGCUGGCCACGGUGGGAGGUGCCGUGUUCGAGGAUGAGCAGGAGGAGUUCGUGUGUAAUACUCUGCAGCCUGGGUGUCGCCAGGCCUGCUAUGACCGCGCCUUCCCCAUCUCCCAUUACCGCUUCUGGCUCUUCCACAUACUGCUGCUCUCUGCUCCUCCCGUGCUGUUUGUCAUCUACUCAAUGCACCAGGCCAGCAAGGGCCCCAGCCCCCAAGGGAAUGGGGAGAGGGAGCAGGAGGAGGGAGAUGGCAACCACAGCCAGCACCGGGCAGGGCCCCGGGCUCGCCACUGCUACCUGCUGAGCGUGGCACUGCGUCUGCUGGCCGAGCUGGGCUUUCUGGCAGGGCAGACGCUGCUGUACGGCUUCCAGGUGGCACCGCACUUUCUCUGCACUCAGACCCCGUGCCCCCACACCGUGGACUGCUUUGUCAGCCGGCCCACGGAAAAGACAGUGUUUGUGGUCUUCUACUUUGCAGUGGGGCUUCUCUCUACCCUCCUCAGUGUGGCCGAGCUGCUCCAUCUCUUCUGGAAGGGGCAACGAAGCCGAGACAAAGAUUCCCUGUGGCCGGGCAAGGGGGGCACGGGGGAGAAAGAUAACCACUGCAACCAGGAGCAGGAAGAGGCCCAGAAACUUCUCCUGCCACUCUCCCCCCCAGGAAGGGCCCCUCCACUGGGUCCUGCUCCGGACGCCCCACCUGCCUAUGCCCACAAGCUGAAACAGAGUGGCAGUGAGAUCAGCACCAGCAGGAGCAAGUCCUCAGUGUCCACAGUCAGAGAGGACCUAUCCAUCUAAAGAGGCACCCUGCCCCUAGCUCGAAGAUGGGGGCAUCUGUGAGGUGGGAGAAAUGAAGAUGUGGUAACAGGCCAACCUCUGCCCUGGAUGGUCAAGAGCAGGAAGCUGGUGGCUUGGGGAAGAGGAUCCUGGAUACAAAGCCAGGAAAUCUGCAUUUAAUCCAGAUCUUGCCUCUGAUUUGCAGUGUGGCCUUGAGCCACUCGCUUCCUCUCCUGGGUCUGAGGUUGCUGCUCUAUAAAAUGAUGGGGAGGGAUAUUUAAAGUUCCUUCUUAGCUCUAACAGUCUAUGGUUCUAUCUGUCCCUUUGAGGUCAAUGGUAGAGAAGGCUUAGGGCGAGGCAUUCCCACCCUCCAGGUUCCCCCAGGUAACUCCCCAGACAGAAUACAAGAACCCUACUUGCAUUGUGGACUAUGGGGUGUGCUGUAGGACUACCGGAGGUAUGGAAAAGGGGGAGAGACUGGGUGAACAGGCUGCUUGUUAUCUUGUAGACCACCACAACAAUUGUGAUUUGUGGUCAGCAUUAACUAGACUCUGCAUUUCACGUUAUGCCACCUUAGGGCUAUUGUGUGGGCUUGUGUCUGGUGUAUGGUGUGAUGGUGUGCCUAUGUUACUAAUGUUACUCUCAGGGCCUCAAGCAGAGCAGAAAGAUAUGCUUGCCAGCUUUCGCUCAGUCCCAAAGACCCAAGGCUCUUCUACACAAAAUCAUCCUCUUCUCACAUUAGCAAAGUAGGCAAAGCUGGAAGGCAGGUAGGGCAUGUCCCACCCCAGGCUGUGUGGUGCCCUGUUAAGAUGGCCCAAGAUGUUCGUUAUGACCCAGUUUCCCUUCAACCUACUGGGGAUGAGAAACUCAUAGCAUGAUUUUUCCUCUCUGCAACCCCAGUCUACCCACUUGUUUCUCAGUGCAAAUGUAUUCGUUGGUCCGUCUCUCUGUCCUGUGUGUGUUUUCUUCUCCCUUCUGAAUUAUCACAGCAAAUAGAGUGCUAUAUUUGGAGUCAGAGGUGUGUUUAGUUGCUUCAGCUACACCUGACUCUUCAUGACCCCAUUUGGGGUUUUGUUGGCAGAUGUUGAAGUGGUUUGUCAUCUCCUCCUCCA